Messenger RNA from Phymastichus coffea, 10058 nucleotides. Its product is annotated as atrial natriuretic peptide-converting enzyme-like. NCBI's taxonomy places the organism in Eukaryota, Metazoa, Arthropoda, Insecta, Hymenoptera, Eulophidae. The coding region runs from base 556 to 3771 and encodes 1071 amino acids. The transcript has 19 exons. Gene Ontology annotation, molecular function: protein binding; serine-type endopeptidase activity. Gene Ontology annotation, cellular component: membrane. The record is from RefSeq and is a predicted model, not a curated record. Gene Ontology annotation, biological process: proteolysis.
UUGCAUUCCGACUAGUAAUAUUUACCCGAAAUUUAGCUUCUGAAGUUAUUGUACAUAGAUCGUAAAUAGCGGCACCGUUGUUUAAUUAAGGCGACAUCUAUGUAAAGUUGAAGCUUCAGAUUUGAUGAAACUGGCUGAAAUUGAAAUGGAAAUUGCAGCGUAAAGAGGAAGAGGAGGAGAGUCGCAAUCUAAGAACGAAGUAGUGUGAUGAGUCGGCGAGGAGCCGGCCAAACUGUCGGGCUAAGCUGCAGCGCUGGUAACAACGUAGUGGCACGUCAUUCGGCUAACGAGGUCGUACGACGGGCAGAUGACAUCCCCAGCAGUUGCUGUAAGGCGGUAGCGUGUGCCCAGAUACUUCAACAAUGCCAAAGUUCAAAAUGAAGCUUGGGCAAACAGCAGCAGCAACUGCACUUCCAGCGAUCACGACCGAUUGCACCACAUUGCCCGGCCGAGUCACUAGCAAGUUGUUUCGACAUACCUCCUAACCACUUCACUCUCAAAUCAGACAAUCCAUUGCUGCUCGUUCAUCUCUUUAUUCAACAACGGCUCAACAACAUGUCUGGAGCGAGUCUACGUGCUGCUGACACAAGUCCCACGCGUCAGCCAAGGCAAAACAGAACCUACAGUCUGGGACUGCCGGCUCGGACGUCCUUUUUUUCCGAAUCACUGCUUGCCGACGGUGGCCUUGCGCCGCCUCCCCUGCCAAGAAGAAAUUCUGCUGCGCCGGCGGUGGUGAAACCACCGAUUCCAAAGCGGAGCAGGUACGAGAGGCCCAUCCCUGUGUGCGUGGCUGGCAGUCAGGCCCAAGAGCCGUCGUCGAAGCAGCCGAGCCGGAAGCCGCCGCAGCAACAGAGCAACAGCGAGGCGGGUGCUCGGCGAGCCUGGCAACAGGAGAUUAUGGGCUCGGCGUUCGCGGACUUCGAGGCGAACGAGGCGGCGUUCGCUACCCAGCAGCCGGCGCUCCGCGACCGUGACAGCGCUGCCCUCGACCAGGCCUCGCGCGACCUCGGCAAGAGCCUGCAGAAGGUCACCAGCCAGGCCGCCAAAUCCUCCAGUCCCGGGCGCAGCAGAAAACACCUGCAGCCGACAUUGAGAGUCAAUAGAUUGUCGAGGAGUGGCCAGCAGCGAUCUCCGUCGCGCAGGUGCCAACAGUUACAGCAGCAGCCAAGAUCAACCGAAGACGAAGAUGACGAGGACGACGAAGACUUGCCAAUCAGUCAAUCGAGCAAUAAGUUCGCCGAGAUGCAAGCGGCUUCCAGGCGACUCGAAAGGCAAUUGCCGGAACUCGAUCACCGUUUUCACGAGACUGUCCUGUCACGCCAAGAGACUCAGGGUUCGAGCAAGCGUGAAAGUAGUAACACGGAAAAGCUGGAGAAGCUUCCGAAAGCGACGCAGACGAAUCUGCCGCCGCCGCUGAGUUCCAUUUGUCAAAGUUCGAUACCAAACAAACCCGUCAAUUCACGGCAGGACAGCAACGUCUCUUCCGACAGUUUCAGCCAGACAAGCUCACCAAGUUACACCAGCAAGACAAUGGAGGCUCCUCUGCUUCCCCAUAAGCACUCUUCUAAUGGCAAAGUUCCAGGUAGAGCGCUGGCGCCUGAUCCCGAAAAUCCACCGGGAAGUCCAAUCACUAAGUCCAUGAGCACGCCUGCGAGCCUGCAGACCAUCGUCAGGUGUCCAAACGGAAGCAACAUGUCGUUACAUCAUCGAAUCAUGAGGCGACCGAGCAGUCACUACGUGACUAGAGGAAGGCUCCGUUUUCGAUUUGCUCAGGUUUUGGUCAAUGUUGUUGCACUGAUGGCUAUAGCUGGCGGUUUAGCAGCCUACUUUAAAUCUUACCCGGAAACAACAAUCAAAGUUACCAAUGACGAAAAAAUAGCAGAAACAGGCAACGAAGUGGCCGUUUUAUCCGAGCCAAUUUUACUAAUUGCCGAGACGAAAAAUCCAGCUCCCGGUAUUUGUUUACCAGUUAUCGUCGAUUUUUGUCGAUAUCAUAAGAUCCCCUACAACUACACCGUGUUUCCGAAUUACAUGGGAAAUUUCCAGCAGCGCGACGCCCAGCAUGAGCUCGAGCUCUACGACUCUGUUAUCGAUGUUCGCUGCUACGAACUGGCGGCUCUAUUCCUAUGCAGCGUUUUCGUGCCCAAGUGUGGACCCAAAAAUGGACAGGCUGUUCGGCCCUGCAGAAAUCUUUGUCUUGAAACCAAAAGACGAUGUGGCUUCUUUUUAGAAGUUUUCAAUUUGGGUCUUCCUGACUAUCUGGAAUGUAAAAUGUUCCCUGAAAGUCCAGAUCCAAAUCUAUGCGUUGGACACCAAGAAGUUAUCGAUGCGGAAAAGCGGGCUGCAAAACCAGUGUGCCCGAACGGAUUCCAAUGCGACGAGAAGCGCUGCAUACCGUUGGACUGGCGUUGCGACGGCCACGUAGAUUGCGAGGACCAUACGGACGAGAUCGACUGCGGCGAGUGCAAAGACAGCGAGCGCGCGGGUCUAGUGGCCAUCAGCAGCAAGAAGAGUGCCGGUCCGAGCGUGAAAAACUUGCUCGCUCAAGCCUCACUGCACUGCGGGGAACGCAGGUGCAUGUCCGCCAACCAUAUCUGCGACGGCAAGUUCGACUGUCCCUGGGCUCAGGAUGAGCGUAACUGCCUUCGACUGAGCGAAAGGAACGGAGACGUAGGCAAAGGUCGCCUCGAAGUUUACCAUGCGGAGAGAGGAAAGUACAUCGCCGCGUGUGUCAAAUACUGGACGCGAAACACGGCUAAAGAUAUUUGCAAAGUUCUCGGCUACAAAUCGACGAAUACUUGGAAUUUAUUAAAGUCAGAGAGUAAUCAGACGGUUGUCAAGCCUGUUCAGGAAAUGUCAGCUCAGUGGCGUUUAGCUCCGAAAUCCGAAGGCAAUCUGCUGCAAGACUUGAAAGAGUGUUCCAAUCAGAGGGAUUAUACGACUAUUGAUUUAGUUUGCACGGGAUACGAAUGCGGCCGUAGAUCGCAAAAUAACAACGCAAAAGCUCGCACACGGAUAAUUGGUGGAUCGCAGUCAUCCCCGGGAGAUUGGCCCUUUCUCGCAGCUAUACUCGGCGGUCCCGAGCAGAUUUUUUACUGCGCUGGCGUACUCAUCGCGGAUCAGUGGGUUCUCACGGCUUCUCACUGCGUGGGCAAUCGCUCUGAGGUCUCGGGAUGGACGAUUCAAUUAGGCAUAACGCGGAGGAACUCCCAUACUUAUUUAGGAAAGAAGCUCAGAGUGAAAAGAGUCGUGCCGCACCCUAAUUAUAAUCUCGGAGCCGCUCAUGAUAACGACGUUGCGCUCUUUCAGCUGGAGCACCGAGUUGAAUUUCACGAGCAUUUACGGCCGGUUUGUCUGCCGCCGGCUAAUAUCGAUCUGAAGCCCGCAACAGAAUGCACGGUUAUUGGUUGGGGCAAAAAGGAGGACACUGAAACGUCGGAAUAUGAGCCAGCUGUAAACGAGGUUAAGGUGCCUGUGCUCAGUCGAGAAGUUUGCAAUUCAUGGCUACUUCACAAAGAAUUGAAUGUCACCGACGGCAUGAUUUGUGCCGGCUAUCCCGAGGGUGGUAAAGAUGCGUGUCAGGGAGACUCUGGUGGGCCUCUACUCUGUCAAGAUGAAAAUGACAAAGAUCGAUGGAUCGUCGGUGGCAUCGUCAGUUGGGGCAUCAAGUGCGCUCAUCCAAGGUUGCCCGGCGUCUACGCCUACGUGCCAAAGUACGUGCCAUGGAUCUUGAAGGAGAUCGAGGAACAUUCUACAAACGAUUAUGGCUAGCACCAUGUCAGCCAAAUCACCAAAAAGGUCUAUUUUGGUAAGCACAAAGAUUUCUGGGUGAGAUCCAGUGAAAAAGGCCGAAAAUAAUUUUUGAAAAGAUGCCGCAAGCUCCAAAACAAAUCGUAGUCAUCGCAGAGUUGAUAUUUUCCUACUGAUGAUCGAAAGUAUUUUUAUACGAAUCAGACAAAUUAUUACAGAAGUGACACAAACCAGGGCAACCAUUUUCUCAACGAAUUGAAAAUUCGCUUGAUGAGUAUUUUUCGAUUUCGACAGCGACAAUAGUAAAGCUCGCUAUUGAGAGUUGCUAAAUGAUGACAAUAAAAUCAACCAACGACAAGUUACACGAAAAGGGAAUACCGAGCAGAAGUUUAUUUCGCGAGCAAUUUCAAACAUAUAUUCUCUGGCGAUAGAACAUAUAUAGACGUAUACGCGUAUCGAUGUUAUUCUAUGUCGUAAUUGACGUCGUUCUACGACAAUAAUCUAUUUGCUACGGAUCGGCACCAUGAUGAUAAUUUAGUGAUAAGGGGUCAGUGAUUCAUUCGAUGAAAUAAAUAGAAACAUAUAGUGAAUGCACGGAUUGAGUACGGAAACAUGUAGGGAUUUACAGUUAUUACUGUAAUAUUUCAACUACCCGAAGACAACAAAAAAGACAAGACAGUACGGAAUGAAUUCAAAAUAAUGCAUAAAAUGCAUUACCUCUGUUUUUACAUCUAUAUAAACAAUAGUUCUGAUAAUAUGUCAUACUAUCAAAGCGAUAUUUCAUUUCAAGCUAAAAAAAAUAAUUAUUUUAUAAACAAACCUGUAAUUUUCUACGUGUUUCUAUGCAAACGUAUUUUCUUGAAAAUAAAGAAAAAGCUCGUAAAAGGUCUUAUCCUAUUUAAAUAUAUAGCAAAGUUCAGAUAUAUGAUUGUCCGAGGCAGUAAUUUAUAGGGAAUUGAUUACACUUUUGGUAUCUAUACAGAAUAUAUGAUAAAUGUAUCAAAUACUUACAAAUAUAAACGGAUUUUCAAUAAAAAUAAAAAAAUUAAAUAAAUAAACACGCAUCAGAUGCGAUUUAAAAAUUUUUUCUACAUCCUACAUUUUGACGAUAAUAAUUAACCGCAAUGUACCACCAAGUGGUUUCAUAUAUCUUUUAUUAAUAAUCAAUUUUUCAACGUUUAAAAUUAUUUACUUGAAAAAGAAACGCUUCAAAUGAACUUUGAUUUUUCACGUACUUAACAGAAAAAAUCAAGCGUUCACGCGUUGAAAUUUGACAAUGAUUGACAAAUAACUUGCAAUGCAUAAAAUGCAUGUUUUUUCGUGAUCGAAUAGUAGAUAUUUUUUGAAAUACCACAAACAGUUCUAAUAAAAUCAAGCGCGUUCAGAAAAUAUUACAUUAUCAUAAAUAAUGACAUAAGAUGAGUGUUCUAGCAUUAAUAAUUAUAUAGCAGUUAGAAUAUUAAAAUAUACAAUAUAAAAUAAAAAUGAUGGUUUUAGAAUAAUAAUACUGUAGAGUUUUAAUGCUCAGAGAAAAAAGUUGACCAUUUGAAAAUGUACUUAUAAAAAUAAUAAAAAAUUAUAUAUUGAUAUAAAUCAUUAGGUUUUUUAUAUAUGAGAAUCAAGAAAUGUUAGUCAGAGAAAUUUGUGUAGUUUGGAAAGGAAUAUACACAUAAUUUGAUAACUAUUUUUUCUGAGCAUCACUAUUACUUAUAAGCAAAAGUUGCUUGAUCAACUUGACAGUAUCGUGGGAUUUUAUUAGUCAACUAGCUAUGUAAUUUAGACAUACAUAAAUAUAAUUAGGCAUGUUGACUGAAUUCUAGGGAUACCGAUUUGGAUAAAAUAAUUAAUUGAAAAUUAUUGCACUUUUUUGAUCAGCACUUUGAGACGUAGUUUUUUAAAUUGGAUAUAUAUUUCAUGGGUAAAUAAUCUGUUACUCAAGAGCCUUAAGCACUUUUACUAGACUAAUAAAGUAUUUUAGAAGUGCUGCCAUAUAUCCGUAACAGAUGUUGUUAUUAAUAUUUUAAUUAAGUCUAUUAAUUGCUACAUAAUCUUAUUUUACUUUGAAACGUAAAUGUCAUGAAAAACACUAUGUUUGAUUUAUGCGGUCUUUAUUCAUGGAUUCAUUAUAAUAUAUAAUGCUACUAUACAAGUUUCAAAUAUCUUUAUCAUUUUUGAGAAAAGAAUUAUUAUUAUUUUAUUAAUAAUAUUAAUUUUUGAGCGAAUAUAAAUGGCUACAUUUAUUUCAUAUCGUGAGUUGAACAAUUAUUUAAAGAUCUAAUAUCUUCUAUUGUUGCAGCUUAUAUGAAUGUAACUUUGAAUUAAUUUGUAAAAAAAGUCUAUCAAUUGGAAGAUGAUAUUAAUGUUAAUCCGCCAACAUUUAAACAUUAAAGAAAUCUAUAAACAUAUGCAUAACAUGACCUUUAUGGGAGUUAUUAGUACAAACUAUUUUGUUGGAAGUCAUGAUAAAUCGUUUAAAAAUGCUUGCCAUGCUGAAGCAACAAUGAACCUCCUUAGUAUCCAGACAACGUUUAAUGAAUAAAAAAUGAUAAUGGUAAAUAAAUAUCUGACAAUACUGUGUGAGCAGACAAUAAUUAAUUAUAAGAAAUGUUCCAAGAAAUGGACAAUAAAACGUAGUAUAAGACUACAUUAAUGUAGAUGUAAAACAAUAAAUAUAUCAAAAAACUUAGUUAAUAAAAAUCUUGAUGAUACUGCGACGAAAAUUGCAAAAUAUUAAAAAAAUUCUAUUAAAUUGUAUAUUAAUUUUUUCGAAAAUUUAUAGAAAAAUUCAUUACAUAAAGAAGAAUAUUCCAGAUGUAUGACGCAGAAUCUCUAAGAAAAUUAUUGGUAAAUGUAAAUUUAACAUACGUAAUUUGAUAUGCAUACUAUAUUUGUAUAAAAUAAAUAGUUUGCUUCUGUGUGAAAUUAUUGAUGUUUAUAUAGCUGGUACGAAGUAUUUUAUAGUAUGGAUAUUUAUAAAUGAACAUAUUACAAUGUACAGAUUUAUAAACUAAAGAAAAAUGAAGAAAAAUAUUGUUUGUCAUAACCCAUGUGGUAUAAAAACUAUUCUAAUAAUUGUGUAAAUGAAAAACUUUGCCAUUUUGUUACGAACAUAUACACACUCAAUUAGAAAUGUAAUAGGAAAUGUAUCAAACUCCAAGAAUUAAUUUUAUUUUUAUUAAAAUUUAUUUUAUCGGACAUACUGUCAUUAAAAUCUACGCACAAAGCUUAAAUUAAUUUAGUAAGAGAAACUUGUUUAAAAGACAUAAUUGUAAAAAUAUAUUCACUCCUGUGAAGUCAAUGUUAAAUAGUUGAACGUUCAUUACCGUAAUUUUAAGCUAUAAAAUAUUUUGUAUUUGUUCGAAAAAAGAUUACAAAAAUAGGUUACUGUAGCAAAUUCUAUUAAAAUAAAAUUGUAGAAUUUGAUAGCUAUAGAUAUAAUUUUUAUAAUAAACUUCAUAUCUUAUGACAAUUUUAAACUAAAUAUUUAUCCAAGGAAAUGUUCAACUUCUAAUUUUUAAUUUAAUAAAAUCUUUCUUAUAAUUAAAUUAGAAUUUUGUUGUUUUGUACAAAUUAAGAAUGAGAGUCUUACUUUAUCUCAGAAAACGUUGGUAAUGAACAAAUAGUCGUUGAAGUACGUACGUAUUGAAAAAAUACAACUUUACAAUUGUCAUAAAAAAUGAACUAUAUUUCCUAUUACUAUACGCACCUUUUAAAUGAGUUUAGAACAACUAUUUGCCUAAUGAUGUUUGAUUAGUGAUGAAAUAUUUAUUUGCAUGUUAUGAAGUAUAGGUCAAUAAUAAAUAAAGCGGGUGAAUGGUAUUAUCUGAAAAUUAUAUUUUAUCAACAAAGAAUAUGAGAACUUUUUAUUUAUAUAAGUAUACAAUAUCUAAUAAUUGAUAUUAGUAUCACAUUAUUAAUAAUACUUUUUUAUGAGAAAAAUUAAUGUUGAAAAAUUAAUAGCAUAUAUCUGUAAAGUUAAAAAAUUAUUGAUAAAGUUUCAAUAGUUUUCCAGAAAGUUAAUAGAAGUUUUUUCUAAAGUCAAUUUUGAAGACUAUAUUUAAUUAAAGCAUAACCUAUUAAUAGUUAAUAAAAACACUAGUAACAGUGAUUUUACUACUUGAAUCUAGGCAACAUUAUGUUACGAAUACGUAUAAAUUUUUUUUUUCUGUUUAACGCACAUACUCAGGACUUUUACUUUUAUAAAGAAAAUAUUUGUUAUAAAAGUUUUCAGUUAAAUAAUACUGAAUAUAUAAAAUAAUGAAGGUUCUGCUGCUGAAUGAACAGUGAUGUUUAUAUAUGAGGUAAUUUACAAGAAAUACAACAAUUAUAUGAAAAUUUUUGGUUUUUAAAACAUUUAUUUAAAAUUUCAAACUACUUUAGGUAUACAAAAUAAUUAAAACAAAAAAUUAAUUUUUAAAAAGUAUUUCCAUUUAGUCUUAUUGUAUAUAGUGUGUCAUUUCGAACAUAUAAUAUUUAGUUAUUAUUUAAAAUAUGGAGUGUUAUUGACUACGAAUAGAGCUAUUUAGCACAAUUACAAAUGAAUAUAGAUGUACAUCUAUGAACGUUAAAAAGAAAUUUUUUAGAAACUUCAUUGCUGGAAAAAACUAUUUUAUGCAUUUUCUACAAUUUUUUUGCUCGAGGUUUUAUUUUUGAAGUUUUGAUCUACUACAAUUUCCACAUUUUUUUACAAUGACUAUGAAGUUAUAAAGUAUAAGGCAACUGAAUGUGAUUAUUUGAUCUGUGCUCAGCAUGAUGCUUAAUCGUACAAUCAAUGGUCGAUAUUAUUGAUAUACAUAUAUAGAAUGUACUUUAAUAUUACCAAACGUUAUAUAUUAAGAAUAACAUUAGACACUGUCACAUUCUAUAUACACAAUUAAAAGAUUAUGUCUGGCAUUACAUAUUCUAUUUGAAUGGAACUAGCUAUAUACUUGUUUCUAUAAUGGUUAAAGAAAGAACACAAAUCAGUUACAGGACAUACAUAAUUGAAAAAAUGUGUUUCACAUUUGCGCUAUGCGGCGUUAACAUUUAGAUAGCUGCUAGUUCUAUAAAAUAAGAUGAAAAAAUUGAAUUUAUCUUCUUAUUAACAAUAAUGUCAUUAGAAAAUUUUUAGAACCGUCAUUGGUUUCUAUUGCUAACGAAGAAUUGUUUUAUGAAAGUGAUCAAGAAUAAUGCCACUUAUGCUUUAUUCAAGUAAAUCUUCUUUAAAAUUCAUUACGAAAGGACAAAAAAAAAUCAACAGGAUUGGAAAUGAACUACUCCAAUGAUAAUUACAAAAACAUUAUGUAGCUUAGCUGUUAUUAUAUAUUUUAUUUCAAACAACAUUUAAUAAGAACAUGUUGUAUUUCUUCAAUUGAGAUAUUUUGCUUCUUUCCAAAAUAUUCGUGACAUCUUAAGAAAAGUAAGUUUUAUUUAACGUUCACAGGAUAAAAAAUUUUUUUUUAAUAAUUCCCGUAUAUAAAAAAGGAAUUGUUUUAUAAUAACUUCAUGUGUGAAAUCAAGUAAAGCCGCCAUGUCAAUUUUUAUAAAGUGCAUGUUGAUCGUUUUAUCCUGGGAAACUACAGCUAUAAUCUUAUUAUUAGACAUGAGCUCUCAAACAGCGCUUAUAUCUUGCAAGAAAAACAAUCAUACGUAGUUAUGCUAUGCUUACACUGCCUUCCUCCUUGAGAACACGUAGAUGUAGAGUAUUACAACAACUCUCUGACCACUAACGCAAAACGGAGAAAUUAAAACGUAUAUGUAUGCGCUAUUAUACGUAAAAAUGAUUAAAAAUCAGUAUUUAAUAAGUGUCAAUAUCAUAGCGUAAUAUAAAAUUUCGGAAAAUACAUACAUGUAUGAGACAUUUGAUUCUCGCAGGGCGAGAAUGUACAAAUUGGAAUAGUUGCAUUUAAUAGAGGAUAUAUAAACUAAAGGAUAUGAAAGACUUGUACACUAGAGUAAAAAAAACGUUGUCAAAAGAAAAUGUAACUUACAGUUGGACAUGUGAUGCCUGGUUAUCUUGAGUCCUGUAUCAUUGAUAAAUUUUUAUUUUAUGUACAGUGAAUAUAACGAUAACUUGCGUACAUUAUUUUUACUUUAUUUGCAUGAUUUUGAAUACAUAAUUAGUUAUAUUUAUUAACUUUUAAACUUUGCAAAGAUUAAUGAUAUAUAUAUUUUUAUUAAAGAAACCAUUACUGCAAUCAAAUAUAAGUUACUGUACAAAGUAUAAGAUACCGGCGAUUCUUAUUUUCUAAGUACAAAUUGUUUACAACAAAUGGAUUACAAAGUGAUAUAUAUUGAUAAAAAUAUAUUUAUAGAUAAUGGAUGUUGGA